Molecule: messenger RNA, 814 nt
Organism: Helianthus annuus (common sunflower)
Lineage: Eukaryota; Viridiplantae; Streptophyta; Magnoliopsida; Asterales; Asteraceae
Exons: 8
Coding region: 339-662 (107 amino acids)
Source: RefSeq, a predicted model, not a curated record
AAAGAAACAUCUGGAUCCUAUAUAAUCUAUUAUAACCCGUUUCCUAAACCCUAUUUUCCAUCGCCGCUUCCCAAAUUCUGUGUGGAAACCUAACAUCGCUAAUAUGAAUCUGUCGAUCUCCUUCUUCCCCAUUCUCGCAAAUCCUCUUCCAAUGCCAUAUAAGAAGAAUCGGAAAAAGCAUAGACGUCUCCCAUCCCAAACCAUAGAUCGGAUAUUUCGUUCCAAGAUAAGAACAACCCUAUCAAAAAUCGCCCAGUGAUAAAGUAGCCAUCUGGUACUUGGCAGUCAGAGAAGGCUCCUGCACGUAGGCUUCUUCAGGUUGUUGGUAUGGUAAGGAUAUGAGAAUCAUUAUAUUUGGUUUUCGCCCGGGAACUAAGCAGAGACGUAUGGAAGGGCUUGAAAAUGGGGCGUUAUGCGACAUGUGGACGACACGUAAGCCUGCAUCAAAAAUGAGGCGUGGUGCAAAAACGGGAGGCUUGGGAGUGGCGUGCUUCUCAAAUUCACCGGAAAAGAACAGGAGAACCAAUGGUCAAACAAAGUCAAAGGAGCCACCUAAAGCUGAAUCAAGAAACCGGAACCCUGAUGACGAGAGGAGGAAGAUCUUGCCAAUGCGCACCGGACACAAGUUGAGGAUACGAUGGACGUUCUUAGAGUGGAGAUGAACCUAUUGGUGGAGGCAGAUGAACCAGUGAACCCGCAUUAUUUUGUUAAUAUAGAAUACAAUUUCUUUCGUCUUUUUGUUAAUUCCAAACAAAAUUAAACUACUCUCUUUUGCUCAACCGCGUGUACACGCGGGUUUUAACCUAGUUAGACA